UGAACGUCAAAUGUCUUAUCAUUAUCACGUAAAACGUCAACAUUAGCUCAAGGUCUUAUCACGGCCGAUUCGGGUCGUUAUGUUCAGAGCAUAGUUGGUUACAUUUUAUAGAAAUAUUAAAUAUACAUCAACAAACCUAUAAAACACAAAAAUGUCUAAAAUCUACAGAGCGGUAAUUCUAGUCGCUGAUAAAUUUGUCCCGUCAAAAUUGCGUCCUUUAUGGGAACACGAAGCUGGUCCUAAAACGAUAUUCUUCUGGGCUCCAGCGUUUAAAUGGGGUUUGGUGUUGGCUGGGUUAGGUGACUUGAGUCGGCCUGUGGAGACAUUGUCCAUUCCUCAAUCUGUAUCACUAGCGGCUACGGGUGUCAUUUGGUCUCGUUACUCACUUGUAAUCAUACCAAAAAACUACAGCUUAUUUGCUGUUAACGUAUUUGUAGCCAUGACAAGCUUAUAUCAGAUAGGCAGGGCUAUUAAAUUCCAACAGAACAAAAAUAAAGAAAACAAAUAAAUGUUACAAUCAUUUCUGUAAUACCUCUAUAAAAAUGACAUUUCAUAGUUAGUCUUACAUAUUUAGAUAGAUAUACAGAUAACAAUCUCAAAGGGUAUUUAUUUAUUUUUCUAUAGUUCUAAAUAUAUAAUACAAAAGAUCACUACGUAAAGUUGGACAGGUUCAUUAAUAUUUUUCAAUGAAUUAAAUAUUUUAUUAUAUGGUCUAUUGUUGUAAGUUAAUUUUGUUAUUCAAUGUUGAAACUUGUAUUAUAUUACUUGUAUAUAAGUAAUUGAAUUUUAAGGUAAUUGUGUUGAAAAGCAUAUAUAUGGGUAUUAGUCUGUGAUAAAUAUAAAUUGUGCAAAAUAUUUUUAUCAGACAAAGCCAAGUAAGGUUGGGUAUAAAACCAUGGUCAACGAAUUACGAAAAUUGUAUAAAUAGAUACUUUUAGAUAGGAAGGUUCCAUUUAUUUUAUUAAAAAAAAAAACGGUUUUUUUUAAAAUGGCGGACAUUCAUAUUUCACCGCGCUUUAUUGCUACCAGUGACAUAUUACGACAAUAAUUCUAAAAUAAAUUAUGCGGUGUAAUUGUUACACAGUAGGUAAACGUUUAUUUAUCUCAUUACGAGGUCGUAUUUUAAUUAAAUACAUUUUAUUACCGUUGAUAACUAUUUCUCCCAGAAUACAGAACAAACUGUUCUGUAUUCGGAGCUAUUUCUAUACGCUCUUUUUACUAAUGGAGCAAAACUCGUAUAAUAUAGAGUUACUUUGAAUGACUUCCUUUUGUAAAAAUGACCGAUAUGACAAGUGAGGUUAGCUUUCUGGAAGUUCUGGAGGAUUAAUUUUUUUUAAAUCUAUAACUAACAAAAAGUAAUUAAAUUGAUAUAAUACUUAAUGUUUGCGGAUUUCUUCAAAAUCUAGAUGAAUCUUCAAAUAAUUUAAAUUAUGACAUAACUAGCGAUUAUGGAAUGGAUUUUAAAACCGUGAUAUUUUUAGAUGUCUACACGUUUUAACUGGACUAUUUCAGUUUUAUGUGAUUAUUUUUACUCUUAUGAUAAAUGGAACUUUCCUAAUUAAUUGAAUAUUAGUUUGUAUUUGACUUCCACAAGAGUAAUUGUUCUGAAUAGUUCGUAGUAGUUUGAACAGGUUUUUUUUAAAGAAAAUAAACAAUUAUACGCAUACUAGCAAAAGCAAAUGUAGAAAUUAUAGGUAUGUUAAAAUAUCGUAUCUCCUCGAAAUUAUAUUGACUAUUUUUGUAACAAACUUUCUUGUCGAUUAGAAAAAUAUAUAUUUUUGUUUCA
Molecule: messenger RNA, 1786 nt
Organism: Melitaea cinxia (Glanville fritillary)
Lineage: Eukaryota; Metazoa; Arthropoda; Insecta; Lepidoptera; Nymphalidae
Product: mitochondrial pyruvate carrier 2-like
Exons: 3
Coding region: 152-508 (118 amino acids)
Biological process (GO): pyruvate import into mitochondria
Cellular component (GO): mitochondrial inner membrane
Molecular function (GO): pyruvate transmembrane transporter activity
Source: RefSeq, a predicted model, not a curated record